AUGGCGGCUAAGCAUGGGGUUGGGCGAACACAGGGUGCGGAUCAAGAAACGGAGUCUUGUUCUAACAUUAUAAAUUCCAAAAUUUCACGUAAUCAGUGGGUAAAGCUAAAUGUUGGUGGUACGUACUUUUUAACCACCAAAACUACUUUAUGUAGAGAUCCAAAGUCAUUCUUAUGUCGACUUUGCCAAGAGGAUCCAGAUCUUCAUUCAGAUAAGGAUGAUACGGGGGCCUACCUCAUUGAUAGAGACCCAAGUUAUUUUGGACCAGUCCUUAAUUACUUACGCCAUGGAAAAUUAGUCAUUGAUAAAGGUCUUGCAGAAGAAGGAGUUUUAGAAGAAGCUGAGUUCUAUAACAUCACAGAUUUAAUCAGACUAAUCAGAAACAGAAUUCAGGAAAGAAAUGCAAGUUUAAUAAAGGUAUGAACUCUAACAAAAUGUUUGAAUGGUC
This is a messenger RNA of Limulus polyphemus (Atlantic horseshoe crab), 448 nucleotides long. RefSeq names its product BTB/POZ domain-containing protein KCTD5-like. Gene Ontology annotation, molecular function: cullin family protein binding. Gene Ontology annotation, cellular component: cytoplasm; Cul3-RING ubiquitin ligase complex. NCBI's taxonomy places the organism in Eukaryota, Metazoa, Arthropoda, Merostomata, Xiphosura, Limulidae. Gene Ontology annotation, biological process: protein homooligomerization; proteasome-mediated ubiquitin-dependent protein catabolic process. The transcript is spliced from 3 exons. The record is from RefSeq and is a predicted model, not a curated record. Bases 1 to 423 code for a protein of 140 amino acids.